AGAAUUUAGGGACGCAGACGAAAACAAACGAUUAAGGCUAACUAACGUGUUAAACCCGGAAAAACAUCACUGGAAUACAUUAGAUAAAAGAGAAAAAAAACUAUCAAGUUUUGAUUAAUUUCAUAAAAGACAAAAGAUAAUGACUUAAUGAGCCUCUACAACUCUAAUGAAAUGAAAAACACAUAAGUACGAAAUUACGAAAAUAUUCUUAAACCCCUAAAAGAUCCAUUUGAGGUUCCUAAAUAGCGACAAAAAUUGGAUGGGAUUAAUGGCGUAGCGACUACUAUUCUUGACAACAUAUCAAAACGAAUCUCCCGACUAAAUUUCGCACAAUCCUAACAACAUGGUUUUUCAAUCCUACAAGUCGGUUUCUUUGUAAAUACUCUUGCCAACAGUUCUACAUCAUUCAAACUCUAAUAGAUCUAACAUGUCCCGUACAUACUACUUUAGACAAAAGGGCUUCACGCAAUUAUGCAAAAGAACAAAGGGGUGAAAGUUUGAGUGCAAAAGAUGUAUUGACGUAUUGUCCUUUUCCUUUCCUCUGCCUGCCAAACAAUCUGUGGUUGCAGAGAUAGAAAAUGUCAAAGAGGGUCCAUGUGCCCAACUCAUGUGGAUUGAAUCAUCCUUGUGAAAGUAAAGCAAUCAACUCUUUUCCCAAUUUAUUGCUGCACAUGCUCCAUCACAAUCACUUUGCCGGCUUCACAAGCCAAAAUAGGCAAAAAGACAUAACAGAUCUCUGUCAACAAAAUGAUCCAUAAUUCCUGAUUGAAGCCAUGAACUAAUUAUAUAGUGGCAGUGAAAGUACUGCAUUCAAACUCAUAUCAAUGAUGCCUAAGCUGGGAUCUUGGGCUAUAAGGUUGCCUGUAAAGAAGACUCGUUUUCUCCCCGUAGAGCAACUUCUGCCUCGGAUUACCAGAUCUAUUGUCAAUCCUUUAACCAAUUCUCAGGUUCAUGAAGUGGUGUUAGCAGCUGAUUUAGGCUGUGCCAAAUGCAGAGAGAAGGUUGCUGAUGCAAUUUCAAGGCUUGAUGAAAUGGAGUCAGUGGUAGUGCAUGUGGUGGAGAAGAAGAUCUGUUGGAUGGUUAUGAAGAUCAACAUGGACUGCAAUGGUUGUUACAGGAAAGUAAGGAGAGCCCUGCUAAGCAUACAAGAGUUGGAGACACAUUUGAUAGAGAAGAAGCAGAGCAGGGUGAGUGUUUGUGGCAGAUUUAGUCCACAAGAGGUGGCAAUCAAGAUCAGGAGCAAGACUAAUAGAAGAGUGGAGAUAUUACAUAUUCAAGACCUCGCUACCAACAUCAACAAUACUGAUAACAUUGAGAGAGUCAUGGGAUGAUCCAUCAAGAACACAAGCCCUUGAUGGGUACUUGUUGGAAUAUUGUAAACAAGCAAAUUCAAACUUUUAUUACAUGAAAAAGGACUCAUAGAUUUGUCUCAA
Tripterygium wilfordii is the source of this 1433-nucleotide messenger RNA. RefSeq names its product heavy metal-associated isoprenylated plant protein 20-like. The transcript has 4 exons. The coding region runs from base 825 to 1331 and encodes 168 amino acids. Lineage: Eukaryota; Viridiplantae; Streptophyta; Magnoliopsida; Celastrales; Celastraceae. The record is from RefSeq and is a predicted model, not a curated record. Gene Ontology annotation, molecular function: metal ion binding.